AUGGAGACGGAGCACGGCGCGCCGCUGCGUGGGCUGGCAGAGCUGGCAGAGCGGAGUGCGAAGCGCACACGGCUUGUUUACGCACGCACAGUGCUCAAGACACCUGGCGUGGAGAGCGACCCUGCUUUGCGUGCGUAUUUCUCGACAAAAAUAGCGCGCGAAUACGGCGACGUGCAAAUUUUGCCCGACGUCAUUCGUGCGCAGCAAGGCGCCACAGCGACGCCCCGGAGCAAGGCAAAAGAUACGGGCGCAAGUAUGGAAAUGGCGCAUGUGCUCGAUACACUCGAGUCGGAGCGUGGAAUCGGUCCGACGGCCGCGCCGAGCGCCAGCGACGGUACGGUAUCGGUGCGCGCCGCUUUUGCGGCCAAACCACGCAGUGAAUCGCAGCUUGAGUCGGCGCUGAUCGGCACAAGUGAUGCAAACCAUGCUGCCGACGGCCAAUCGAUGCUGAGCCGUGCCCUCCAGCGGAAAAAAGAACUUGCACGGCGGGAGGCGCAACCGACGCCCCAUCCCCAAUGGAAGCUCAUGCGCGUCAUUUCUGGCCACCUUGGCUGGGUGCGCUGCAUGGCCGUGGAGCCAAACAACCAGUGGUUUGCGACCGGUGCUGGCGACAGAAUGAUUAAACUGUGGGAUAUGGCGUCUGGCCAGCUGAAACUUUCGCUUACCGGCCACAUUUCCACAGUGCGUGGCCUGGCAAUCAGUGCACGGCACCCGUACAUGUUUUCUGCAGGCGAAGAUAAGCUGGUCAAGUGCUGGGAUCUUGAGACGAACAAGGUCGUGCGCCAGUACUACGGCCAUCUCUCGGGAAUUUACGCACUUGGACUGCACCCCACGCUCGAUGUGGUAGUCACAGCAGGCAGAGAUGCUUGUGCGCGUGUCUGGGAUAUCCGGACCAAGGCUCAAGUUCAUGUCUUGAGUGGGCAUCGUGGCACUGUAGCGAGUGUGCUCUGCCAAGAAGCCGAGCCGCAAGUAAUUACAGGCAGUAUGGACGCAACGGUCAAGCUCUGGGACUUGGCGUCGGGGCGGUGCACCAAUACACUUACCCAGCACAAGAAAUCUGUGCGUGCACUAGCACUUGCGCCGCAUGAGUAUACGUUUGCGUCGGGAAGUGCGGGUGGGCGCAAUAUCAAGCGGUGGCGGUGCCCCGAAGGAACGCUGCUGAACAACAUGACAAACGAAGGGAUUGUGAAUACGCUUGCCGUCAACCCGGACGGUGUGCUGUUUUCCGGGACGGAUACAGGGUCUAUACGGUUCUUUGAUUACGAUACAGGGGUCCCUUUUCAGUCUAUCGAAGAUAUCGUGCAGCCCGGCUCGCUCGAUGCCGAGGCUGGGGUUUUCUGCUCUACGUUUGACCAGACAGGCACGCGACUGCUUACAGGCGGCGCGGAUAAGACAAUCAAGGUUUACCGCGAAGUGUAG
Messenger RNA from Malassezia vespertilionis, 1419 nucleotides. It is a transcript of the gene PRP46, whose product is annotated as pre-mRNA-splicing factor prp46. Lineage: Eukaryota; Fungi; Basidiomycota; Malasseziomycetes; Malasseziales; Malasseziaceae. Gene Ontology annotation, biological process: mRNA splicing, via spliceosome. Gene Ontology annotation, cellular component: Prp19 complex; precatalytic spliceosome; catalytic step 2 spliceosome. The transcript has a single exon. The record is from RefSeq and is a predicted model, not a curated record. Bases 1 to 1419 code for a protein of 472 amino acids. Gene Ontology annotation, molecular function: protein binding.